CUGCCCCCAACAAAUGUCCUCAUAAGGUUCACAAACCUCACCCUUGGUCCAGUCUACGACAAAGCCGAUACAGCUUGCAGAAGCCUUGGCUCCGCCCUCUCUGAUCUCACUGCAACUGCUAUCAUCCCAGGUCCUUGGUCUCUACAGCUAAGACGUUUUGGCUUUGAGUUUGCUGUUUCCCGAUCCGGCUGCCUGCUUCUGCCUAACUCUGUUGAUUCCCACCUCAUCGACUCCGAUUCCGGUUCCGAUGCUGAUGACGAGCCAGAGAACAGCAAGGGCUGCCUCUGGACGCAGGGACUCUACUGUGUCCCAAGGGACUCCGGAGACAUCCAGGUACAAGCUGGUACAGAGGUCCUGCCGAAGCACAUCAUGACACUUGGCCACUUGAUCAUGCGACCGCAGUCCGAGGACACAAACCACAAGCACAAAACGACGACAAGCAUUGACACUGAUGAUGAGGCCCCUUUCUACUUCGAGAACAAGUACUGGAAUCCAACCGGCUAUCAAGUUGUCAUCGAUCUCCAAGACAGCGGGCUGCCCGUCUGGAUCAUCAGAGACGAAGCUUGGCUUGAGAACUACGAGCGGCCAUACUCAUUCCGCAACAUCAUCGAUGCAAUCGGAGGGAAGGGCAUGGCACGUUUCUCAGCGGCCAAGAUCUUGUCAUCGUGUCGCGAUUGGCAGAAGAAGGAGGUUGAGGAAUCACGAGGCUUGAUUGAGCAGACUCGCUGUUGGGUUCGGUCCGCUCGAAUAGACGCUUGGUAUUCCUCCUAG
Molecule: messenger RNA, 771 nt
Organism: Colletotrichum karsti
Lineage: Eukaryota; Fungi; Ascomycota; Sordariomycetes; Glomerellales; Glomerellaceae
Exons: 1
Source: RefSeq, a predicted model, not a curated record